This is a messenger RNA of Uncinocarpus reesii 1704, 1020 nucleotides long. Its product is annotated as casein kinase II beta 1 subunit. NCBI's taxonomy places the organism in Eukaryota, Fungi, Ascomycota, Eurotiomycetes, Onygenales, Onygenaceae. Bases 1 to 1020 code for a protein of 339 amino acids. The transcript has a single exon. Gene Ontology annotation, molecular function: protein kinase regulator activity. The record is from RefSeq and is a predicted model, not a curated record. Gene Ontology annotation, cellular component: protein kinase CK2 complex; cytoplasm.
AUGUCGAUUUCUUCAGGUGUCACGGAGUCAUGGAUAACGGCAUUUUGCUCCCUCAUGGGCCAUGAGUACUUUGCCGAGAUUUCGGAGGAAUUCAUCGAGGAUGAUUUCAAUUUAACAGGGCUGCAAUCGCAGGUCCCCAAGUUCAAAGAAGCGUUGGAAAUGAUCCUAGACGUGGAGCCGGAGGAUGAAUAUGACUCGGAAGACGAUCUAUUAGACGAUAUUCGAGACACAAGGCCAAGUGAGCAAAGGCAUGUACGGGUUGCGAGCGAUUUGAGCGCUAUCGAAACUUCAGCGGAGCUCCUCUACGGUUUGAUUCACCAACGAUACAUCACUUCUCGCCAGGGUAUUCAACAAAUGUUGGAAAAAUAUGAACGCCAGGAUUUUGGGGUUUGCCCUCGGGUUUUCUGCAACGGUUGCAGAGUGCUGCCGGUUGGGCGAACGGAUACACCUGGACUCGACACUGUGAAAUUAUACUGCCCAAGCUGCCAGGAUUUAUAUACGCCUCCAAAUAGCCGGUUUCAAACGGUUGACGGUGCAUUCUUUGGCACCACAUUCGGGUGCCUUUUCUUCAUGACGUUCCCAGAGCUUGAUGUUUCAGGCUCACCAGACGGACCGGUGACAAGUUUACCCUCAGCAGGAAGUGGUAAAACUUCGACUUCAGGUCAGCCAGUGCAAAUCAACGGGGUCAUGACAGACAAUUUGGCUCCGGGAUUAGGACAGGGCAAAAUCUAUGAACCUAAAAUAUAUGGCUUCAAGGUAUCAGAGCGUGCAAAGUCAGGCCCAAGAAUGAAGUGGCUGAGAAUGAAGCCUGAUAAUAUUAAUGAAUUGGACGAAAGUGCCAUUUAUCACGCGUCUCAACGCGACUCGGGUGACGGUGAUGGUGAUGCCGAAAUGGAGGCCGUGGAUGCGCAACAGGCUGCAAUUAACCGUCGGAAAAAAGCACCAAUCCGGAAAAGAAGAGUCGGCGCCUCCGCCAAUGUUGACCCGAUGAACACAAAUGGAAUUGGCGGAGCGGGAUAG